Gryllus bimaculatus (two-spotted cricket) is the source of this 2901-nucleotide messenger RNA. The record is from the annotation of a GenBank genome assembly. NCBI's taxonomy places the organism in Eukaryota, Metazoa, Arthropoda, Insecta, Orthoptera, Gryllidae.
CUUUCGUGUAGUUGGCGAUUAUGUCUUUGAAACAGAACAACCAACUUGACAACCUAUAGAUUUUGUUGUAGAAGUUUUGGUGAAUGCUUGUGUGCGUUUGAGGAACGUUGAGUGUUGAUGAGUGAAGCGAUUACUUCCAUUUUCUCUAGUUUUGCCUGAAUAAUUGAAUUAGAUAGUGCCGUUUUCUUGACCAAGUGCAAUUGUACAUUGCAACUGCGUUAUCUAAUAGAUCCCCAAUACAAUGGUGUCAGACAAGAAGACCGCUCGGCGCAGUAGGAGUAGGGAGCGAGAGAGAGAAAAAGAAAAGGAUCGAGAAAAGGACAGAGAACGUGAAAGAGACAGGGAGAAGGAAAGGGAGAGGGAUAAAGAUAGAGAUAAAGAUCGAUACAAAGACAGGGACAAGGAUAGAGACAAAGAACGAGAAAAGGAUCGUGAAAAGGACAGAGACAAGGAUCGUGAUAAAGAUAGAGAUAGACAUGAUCGUGACAGACGUGAUAGAAGGAAGAGGUCGCGCAGUCGCAGCUUAUCCAAGGAACGUGAUAAGGACAAAGGAAAGAAGAAGGGUGACAAGAAAGAGAGAUCUAGGAGUCGGGAACGGGACAAAGACAAACAAAGACAUCGCCAUAAGGAUGACAAAAGUGGUGUGAAAGACGAAGAUGUAGAUGUAAAGGGUGAAGUGAAAGAAGAAGUUGCUAAGAAGGAACCUUUGUCUUUAGAAGAAAUUCUUUCAAGGAAAAAGGCAGAUGAAGCAGCCAGAAGCAAGCCGAAGUUUCUUACAAAAGAGGAGCGUGUUGCUGAAGCUAUAAAGAAGAGGCAACUAGAAGUUGAUGAGAUACGCCGUAAAAUGGAUGAAGAGAGAAAGAAACGAACUGAAUUUGGAAAAGAGGCAAUGAAGUCUUAUGAAGAAAUGAGGAAACAAGAACAAGAUAGAGAUAAAGAAAUAUAUAGGAGACGAGAAAUUCUCACCAAAAACGAUGAGGACACACAGUACAACAAAGACAAGGAAAAAGAAGUUGAGGCCAUUCGUGAACGAUAUCUUGGUUUGGUGAAGAAGAAACGACGUGUGAGGCGAUUGAAUGAUCGCAAGUUUGUCUUUGAUUGGGAUGCCUCCGAAGAUACAUCCGUUGACUACAAUCCGUUGUAUAAAGAGAGACACCAAGUCCAGUUCUUUGGGAGAGGAAAUGUGGCAGGCAUAGAUAUCAAAGCACAGAAACGAGAUCAGUCCAAAUUUUAUGGUGAAUUAUUGGAAAGGAGGCGAACAGAAGCUGAGAAAGCGCAAGAAAAGGUUCGACUCAAGAAACUCAAGAAGAAGGAAGAGAAACAGAAAUGGGAUGAUCGUCAUUGGUCUGAGAAAUCGAAAGAAGAAAUGACUGAAAGAGACUGGCGUAUUUUCCGUGAAGAUUACAAUAUUACAAUCAAAGGUGGUCGAAUACCGGAUCCAAUUCGAAAUUGGAAAGAAUCUGGUAUCCCACAAGAAAUCUUGGAGAUCAUUGAGAAAGUGGGCUACACAGAAGCUACUCCCAUCCAGCGGCAAGCUAUUCCUAUUGGUCUUCAGAAUAGAGAUAUCAUAGGUGUUGCUGAAACAGGAUCCGGCAAGACACUAGCCUUCCUUAUUCCUCUUCUUAUGUGGAUUCGUUCUCUCCCGAAAAUAGAACGAGGACCAUAUUCAAUCAUUCUUGCACCAACUCGUGAAUUGGCCCAGCAAAUCGAAGAGGAAACAAACAAGUUUGGCCAACCUUUGGGUAUUCGAACAGUUGUGGUGGUUGGUGGUUUGUCACGAGAAGAACAAGGUUUCCGGUUGCGAAUGGGAUGUGAGAUUGUUAUUGCCACACCAGGUCGUCUAAUUGAUGUGCUGGAGAAUAGGUAUUUGGUAUUGAAUCAGUGUACCUACAUUGUACUUGAUGAAGCAGACAGGAUGAUUGACAUGGGUUUUGAAGCAGAUGUGCAGAAGAUUUUGGAUUACAUGCCUGUGACAAAUUUGAAGCCAGACACGGAAGAUGCUGAGGAUGAAACUAAACUCUUGGCAAAUUAUAACACCAAAAAGAAGUUUAGACAGACUGUCAUGUUUACAGCUACUAUGCCUCCAGCAGUGGAGCGAUUAGCACGCACAUAUCUACGUCGGCCUGCGGUGGUGUACAUUGGCUCCGCUGGAAAACCCACAGAGCGGGUGGAACAGAUUGUGUACAUAUUGCAGGAGAACGACAAGCGUCGCAAACUUCUCGAAAUUUUGGGCAGAGGUGUUACACCGCCUGUCAUCAUUUUCGUCAACCAGAAGAAGGGAGCAGAUGUUCUUGCCAGAGGAUUGGAAAAACUGGGCCGUGAAUAUGCUUUGGCAAGUCUCAAAUCCGGUACCAAGGACAUUCUGGUUGCAACCAACGUGGCUGGUCGUGGUAUUGACAUCAAGGAUGUCUCUAUGGUUAUUAACUACGACAUGGCAAAGAGCAUUGAAGAGUAUACUCAUCGUAUUGGGCGAACAGGUCGUGCCGGUAAACACGGAAUGGCUGUGUCCUUCUGUACUAAAGAUGAUUCUGAACUUUUCUACGAUCUCAAGCAGUGUAUUCUCUCAAGCCCAGUAUCUACUUGUCCCCCUGAGUUGCUUAAUCAUCCUGAUGCUCAACAUAAACCAGGGACAGUUGUCACUAAGAAGAGACGUGAAGAAAAAAUUUUUGCAUAAUGGAUAAUUGUAGCGGAAUUGAAAAAAAUUGUAAAUAUUACUUGAUAGACAAGUUAAUUUACCCCCAAAAAUGUAAUUUUAUUAUUUUAAUUUUAUGUAUUCUUCUAAAAGAAUAUAUUAUGUACUCCAAGGCCCUAUCAGAAAAUAAUAAAUAUUUGUAUAAUAGAUCAAUUCUUAUAUGAUCAAAACUGAAGUAUCAUCUCUAAUAAAAACACUUCUUUCUAUAA